UUAGUUUAUUUACUGUUGAGUUUUUUACGUAUUGUUUAGUUUAUUUAUGUGAGGAAAAGUGGUAGGUCUCAUUUAUAAGAGGAAUGCCUCCCUUAUACUAUGGGCUCACUCAUACAUAAUUAACAUGCAUCAAUAGUUUAUUUAUGAGAGGAAAAGUGGUUGGUCUUAUUUCCAAAAAUAAGUUAUAAGUGUAUAAAUUAAAAAUAAAACUUCUAGAAAAGGAAAUUUAGUAAAUUAAAAGAAAACAGUGGGAGUACUUCAUAAGGCAAGUGCUUGCUUGGUUAGACUUCAUAGCAUCACACUGCAAGCUUCAUUCAAUUCUGUAGUCUUUUCAUGUCUUCAGCAAUUGUUAUGAAUGGCAAGAAGGGAAAAAAUGUUGAUGAGACGAUAGAGUUAGCAAAGACUAUUAUCGCCUCGUCAAAAAGUUAUGUUAUGAGUCAAUUGCAAUAUUUGCAAAACAGUGUGGUCGUCUCUCUUAGCAACUCCACCCUUGCGAGUAUCCGAUUCUCCCGAUCGAAAGAUUGGUAUGGGAUUAUCGUUCCGGAUCCGGCAGCUUAUCCUUCAGUCAUUCCUUCUAAGGAUUCGGCUAGCUUUAUCCAUCACGGUUAUGGCUCCCAGGGCGCAAUAGUGUAUUUUGGCACCAACAAGCUUGGAGUUCAAUGUGUUUGGCUUUUGGCUUGGGCUGCACCUACUGAUCCCUCUAGUACUCCAAAUAGGGUGCAUGUUGAGUGUGGGCGAAGUACAAAUUACACAAGCAUAGAUUGGAAUACAAUCUUAAAUAGGCUGAAUGCGUCACCAACCUACAAUUACUUCAAAGACUCGAUUACUAAUGCCACCAUUGCUGCUGAUAUCAAUCCAAACGGUAGCUUUGCAUUGAUUACUGCAGAUUUUGGAGCUGUUUAACUCUCUGCAAUUAAGAACUGGGAUCCAAAGGAGUAAUUUUUAAUAAUAAUGUACGCGUGGUCGCGUGGAUAGAUCACUCAUAACAAGCAAGCUAUUUAAUUUCUCAAAAAUCAUCUUUAAAUCUUACUCUGUAUCACAUUGUUCAUGUUUAAUUCUCCCUCCGUCCCAUAAUAAAUAAUACGUUGGACGUUUUUUUCUUUCUUUCA
Molecule: messenger RNA, 1109 nt
Organism: Chenopodium quinoa (quinoa)
Lineage: Eukaryota; Viridiplantae; Streptophyta; Magnoliopsida; Caryophyllales; Amaranthaceae
Product: jasmonate-induced protein homolog
Exons: 2
Coding region: 334-903 (189 amino acids)
Source: RefSeq, a predicted model, not a curated record